Messenger RNA from Xiphophorus maculatus (southern platyfish), 1423 nucleotides. RefSeq names its product sialic acid-binding Ig-like lectin 7. The coding region runs from base 27 to 1208 and encodes 393 amino acids. The record is from RefSeq and is a predicted model, not a curated record. The transcript has 8 exons. Lineage: Eukaryota; Metazoa; Chordata; Actinopteri; Cyprinodontiformes; Poeciliidae.
UUCUUUCGUCUUGUCUCUGUGAGCUGAUGGAGGGAUGUAAGAGAGUGAUGGCAGCCCUGUCUGAGAACUUGCUGACAGUCAGCAUGUUGCUGAGUGUCUUUUUUCUUCCAGGAAUUCAGACUUCAUGUCAUUCGACUCACAAGGGAAUCAACAUUACUGCGCCAAAGCAUGUUGACGCUCUGAGUGGAUCCUGUUUGCUAAUUCCAUGUAGCUUUACUGACGACAAGAUCAUGAAGUUUGACAGCAGAAGAAAAACAUUUGGAAUCUGGAUAAAAACGUCAAUCUACAUUGUUUCUUUUCCAAGGAAUAUAGUUUACAACACCAGUUGGUCAGAAAGCAAAUAUGGAAUCAACAUAAUUGGAAGUCUGAGUGAGAGAAACUGCACAACUGUGUUUUCUAAAAUGGUUAAAGAGUAUGGAGGUAGAUACUACUUCAGAGUUGAAAGCGGGCCGUUCAGAUCAUUUGCUACCUGUGAUCCUAUUCAAGUAACAGUUAAAGAUUCUGCUUGGAGCCCCAGGAUUGAAAUCUCAGGUGACAUGAAGGAGAAGAACUCUGUCACCGUAACGUGCUCAGCUCUCACUCCCUGUCCACAAUCACCUCCUGGACUCACCUUGAACCUCCAACCAAACCCUCACAGACAGAUGGAGAGGAACAAAGAUGGAACGUUUACAACUAUAAUCCAGCAGAACAUCACUCUGUCAGAGAUCCACGAUGGAUACAACAUCACCUGCUUUGCCAUAUAUCCUGUGGAUGGAGGAAAACACAAGUCAGCAGAUACAGAUGUGACUCUCAGUGUUUCCUAUUCUCCCAAGAACACCUCAGUAUCCAUCACUUUAACAAAAGGUAGAUGGGUGGAGCUGCGUUGCUCCAGCAGAGCCAAGCCUCCCGUCAGCGUCUUCACCUGGUUUGAGAAAACCUCAAAUGGAACCUUGAAAGUAGGUGAAGGAGAAAAUUAUGGACUCCAUGUCACUGAGGAGGAAGCUUAUUACUGUGUGGCCACGAAUGAUGUUGGUAGUCAGACAUCUCCAGAGAUUCGUCUGACUCUUCCAGCAAUAGGGAUUGGGCUGUCUCAUGAAGGUCUUGGAAGAAAAGGAAUUGAGCGUUCUGAAGUUCAUAUUCCAAUUCUGACAAUAUUAGGGAUUAUAAUGCUUUUCUGCGUGUUCAAAAUCAUCAUUUGGCUUCAGAGGAAGAGACCCCAAACUCCAUAACAGCUCAGUACUCCACUUGGUGACUAACUGGGCCUUGAAUUGUGAGCCAGUACCACUGAGGGAGCUGUUUAACAUGAGGAUCUAAACUUCUUGAUAAAACAGCUUCCUCCAUGCGUAGCAGCAGACGGCGACAGGAGACGACGUACACACAGAUCUCCAGAUCUCUAAGAAAAAGCAGCUCAGCAGAGUCUGCCUGGCCAGAGGUCAUCAACACA